Molecule: messenger RNA, 903 nt
Organism: Drechmeria coniospora
Lineage: Eukaryota; Fungi; Ascomycota; Sordariomycetes; Hypocreales; Ophiocordycipitaceae
Exons: 1
Coding region: 1-903 (300 amino acids)
Source: RefSeq, a predicted model, not a curated record
AUGGUUCCCUCGUACCUGGCAGUGACAGUUGUGGCAGCUUCCUUUUGGCACGAUCGAUCAUCCCCACAUUCCUGGAACCUCAUCCCAACUUUGCCUGCUUCAAUACAACAGAGACAGAGGGGCUCGUCUCCCCGAUCGGCGCUGGGGACGCAGCAUCAAAGACCACAGGGCCUCUCUCCUUUCCAAUACCGGCUCGGCCUCGCCCCCCCCUCGAUCGAGAAAGGACUGCGUUUGGAGCCUCGCCCCCCCUCGAUCGAGAAAGGACUGCGUUUGGAGCCUCGGACCCCCCUCCAUCGAGCAAGGACUGCGUUUGGAGCCUCGCUGAUUGGGUUCCCCGCGAGCAGGAGACGACGCCAGACGCAGCGGCUCCGAGCCUGUCGGUUGCCGUGGACUCGAACAGCACCGCACCGCUGGCCGGCUGGCUGGCGACGGGAGUUGCCAUCUAUCGGAGCCUGUUCCAUUAGGGAUUCGACAUUGUUGCCCCGGCGGUCUGGACAUUGCACUCGUUCGACGUGCUUGGCCACAUCCGAGUGGCAUUUCGCUCGCCCGCCACCCCGGUUCUUUGUUUCCAACCAUACUCGGCCUCUCUGCACUGCUCACCUGACGCUUCUCUCGCACCUUUGUCUCCUAUUUGCCCUCAUAUUCAUAAACUCUCACUCCCAUUCUCCUCCUGCUGCUGCUGCUGCUGCUGCUGCUGCUCCUCCUCCUCCUCCCCCUCCUGCUGCUGCUGCUCCUCCUCCUCCUCCUCCUCCUCCUCCUCCUCCUCCUCCUCCUCCUCCUCCUCCUCCUCCUCCUCUUCUCCAGCACCGUCCUCACGUUGCCGACAACGACCCCGGCAUCAUCUGGACUGCAGGCCAUCACGUCCCAUCCGAGCAUAUUCAGCACAGACGCCGCUGCUUUUAG